Messenger RNA from Capsicum annuum, 1072 nucleotides. Its product is annotated as very-long-chain enoyl-CoA reductase. The transcript has 2 exons. Gene Ontology annotation, biological process: lipid metabolic process. The record is from RefSeq and is a predicted model, not a curated record. Gene Ontology annotation, molecular function: oxidoreductase activity, acting on the CH-CH group of donors. NCBI's taxonomy places the organism in Eukaryota, Viridiplantae, Streptophyta, Magnoliopsida, Solanales, Solanaceae. The coding region runs from base 162 to 965 and encodes 267 amino acids.
AGUUACAUAUUGAAAUUAUUUUCUUUUCCAUACUUUAGAAAAUGACGUAAAUUCACAUUCAUUAUUCAAUUCAUAUUUGCACACCCAGAUAAACAUUAUAAAUAGGCUAGUCUCCAUCUAUUUUUGGAAAUUGAAACAACAAGAUCUCCAAAAAAAAAAAAAUGUUUCAAAGUUUUGUGUAUGAAGAGCCAAAUCCAAUCAUCACAGUAAUAACUGUGGUGACUUUUUCGUUUUUAGCUUAUUUGGGUAUCUCUGAAAUAUGUGGGAAGCAUUUGCAGUACUCUAAAUUUUGGAAUGUGAAUGCAAGUGCUGGUUCUUCUACUAGUAGUAAUUUUUUGCAGGGAAAAUUGUCUAGUAGAAUUGGGAUGUUUGUACUAUAUGCACCAGCUUGUGUUAUGGGUUUUGCUUCAUUUUUGAUGUACCCUGAUGGUGGAACUAGGUUUAUGAUGGUUAAAUCUGUUGUUACUGUCCAUUUCUUGAAAAGGGUUCUUGAGGUUCUGUUUGUUCACAAAUACAGUGGUGGGAUGAUUCUUGGUUCGGCGCUCCUUAUUUCAUCCUCCUAUUUUAUGUUUGCUGCAGUCAUGGUUUAUAUCCAACACUUAACUCUAGGAUAUCAGGAGCCAGAAGUUGAUCUGAAGUAUAUCGGUUUACUGAUAUUCUUAGUCGGAAUCUGUGGCAACUUUUAUCAUCAUUACCUCCUUUCCAAGCUCCGAGACAGUAAAGAGAAGGGCUAUAAAAUCCCCCGAGGCGGCCUUUUCAGUGUGGUCAUAUGCCCUCAUUAUCUUUUCGAGAUUAUUGGCUUUGUAGGGAUUUCGUUCAUCUCCCAGACAUCGUUUUCGUUUUAUUGUGCUUUGGGUGUAGCUUUAUAUCUGAUGGGAAGAAGCUAUGUUACUAGGAAAUGGUACCUUUCUAAAUUUGAGAAUUUUCCUAAGAAUGUAAAGGCUCUGAUUCCUUUUGUUUUCUAGAAAAUACAGUUUGAAAGUGCUUUUUGUAAGAAUUUGUUGAUCUGUUUGAAAAAUGUUGUACUUCGUCUCUUUGUGAAUACAUUUUGGAAGUCUUUUUUGAAAUUAAA